GUUGAAAGCAGAACAAAACUCACCCACCUACGCAACCAUAUAUCCUUCUCUCUCUCUCUCUCUCUCUCUCUUUGAUAUAUCUACUGAGUUGAUGCAAAAGUGCUAAAGCUUUCAUGUUUUUGUUUGUUAGACUAAACGUUGGCAUCAAUCGCAGGUAUACCAAUUCUCUCCAAAUUACUACUCCAAACCUCUUUCACUUCCUAACGGAAACCGCUUCUCAAAUCCUCAUCUUCUUCUAUUAUAUAUUAUCAGAUUAUAUUGUGUAUUCAUCUGGUUUCUUCUCUAGGUUAAAAUUUACUCAUUUGAUAUAUGUAGUACUGUUUUAUUCUGGUGUGUUUCUCUAAUUAGCUGCACCAUAAGAAACGUACGUACUGUGUAGGGUUUCUGAACAGUAGUACUCUAUUGGUUUAGAGAUUUGUUUCUUAAUUAAUUAGAUUUUGUGCUGGCGAGAUCGAUCAUGUGUAGCAGAGGGCAUUGGAGACCUCAUGAAGAUGAGAAACUCCGGGAGUUAGUCGCUAAAUAUGGACCUCAUAAUUGGAAUGCUAUUGCUGAAAACUUGCAAGGCAGAUCAGGGAAGAGUUGUAGGUUGAGAUGGUACAAUCAGUUGGAUCCAAGAAUUAACAGAAGCCCAUUUACAGAAGAGGAAGAAGAAAGACUACUUGCCUCUCACAGAAUUCAUGGGAAUAGAUGGGCUAUAAUUGCUAGGCUUUUUCCAGGUCGUACUGAUAAUGCUGUGAAAAAUCAUUGGCACGUUAUUAUGUCAAGAAGAUGCAGAGAAAGAUCUAAGAUUUAUUCUAUGAGGAAUAUUGCUGCUAUCCCUAAAUCAACAAGCCAACAAGACAUGAGUACGACUUCGCCGAGUGAUCUACAGGAUAAUAAUAAUAUCCACGAUAUCAUGAGAAAAAGAAGUUCCAAUAUUUCUAUUGAUCAUCAUCAGCAAUUAUUAGAAAGAUUUAAUUAUUAUCCUUUCACUAAUAAUAAUUCCCUUUAUCCAAAAGAGCUUCGUUUCAAUCACCUUCCAGCUCAUCAUUUGAAGAUGGAUGAUCAAGGCAAGAAUGAAGCAGUGGAAUGUUAUGACUUUCUACGAGUGAAUAUAGGCUCAAAUAAAAGUGAAGUGGUAGAGGAUAAUAUUACAAGAAGGGAUGCUGAGGAAGUGGAACAGGAAGCUGGGGAUAAUAAUUAUUCCCUACAAAGCAGGGCUCCAGUGCGUUUUAUAGAUUUCCUAUCAGUUGGAGACUCAUCGUAAUUUCUUCACUCUUUUGAUUUAUGAGGAAAAUCUUCACUAUAGAUUUAGUGAAACGAUAUUUAUAUGUUGCACACAAUUUAGGACCUCUAACUGGAACCCUGUAAAAUUAAGUUUUAUGCACGCAUAAAAUCAAGUUUUAUGCAUGCAUAAGGUCUAUUGUAUGAAUAUUAUUAUAUGUAAUCUUAUCACUAUGAGUUGACUCUGGAAAUGAAAUAAAAUGGGAGAAAGUCAAAAGCUCU
Molecule: messenger RNA, 1485 nt
Organism: Nicotiana attenuata
Lineage: Eukaryota; Viridiplantae; Streptophyta; Magnoliopsida; Solanales; Solanaceae
Product: transcriptional activator Myb-like
Exons: 3
Coding region: 458-1246 (262 amino acids)
Biological process (GO): regulation of DNA-templated transcription
Cellular component (GO): nucleus
Molecular function (GO): RNA polymerase II cis-regulatory region sequence-specific DNA binding; DNA-binding transcription factor activity, RNA polymerase II-specific
Source: RefSeq, a predicted model, not a curated record